Penicillium waksmanii is the source of this 1812-nucleotide messenger RNA. RefSeq names its product adenylate-forming enzyme AfeA (gene afeA). NCBI's taxonomy places the organism in Eukaryota, Fungi, Ascomycota, Eurotiomycetes, Eurotiales, Aspergillaceae. Bases 1 to 1812 code for a protein of 603 amino acids. The transcript is spliced from 3 exons. Gene Ontology annotation, molecular function: CoA-ligase activity. Gene Ontology annotation, biological process: secondary metabolic process. The record is from RefSeq and is a predicted model, not a curated record.
AUGGGUUCUUGGACUUCCCAGGCCCCCGUACCUGUGGUCGCAGAUCCUUUUCUCCAACAAACGACCUAUACAGAUCUUUUGACUUUCACUUUUUGUGGCCCAACUCCAUAUAAUCAGAACCAACCACUCUUCAUCGACGCUGAGGAUCCCUCACGCUCAUUCACAGCCGCCCAAUUUCGCCAGCUAGUUCGGACGUUGAUUGCCGGCUUCAAGGCAUAUGGCGUGCAGCCGGGUGACUGCGUGCUGCUGCACUUGGGGAACAGCAUCCUCUACCCUGCCCUAUUUUUCGGUAUUAUCGGUGCCGGUGGUGUAUACAUGGGAUCAAAUCCCCGCAGCCAACCGCAAGAACUGGACCAUAUCAUAAGUCUGGCUGAGCCCAAGCUUAUCCUCACCACGGCAGAUGCCCUGCCCAUGGUCGUCAGUGCUGCUGUUGAGCGAGGAAUACACCCAAGCCGCGUGUGUUUGGUGGAUGAUCGAGCAGUCGAUCACUGUGCGCGGCUGUUUUUGCAAUUCGAGCUGGGAUUUCAGAUACGAGACUCGAUUGCUGUUGGGAAUGCGCCACACUCGAACCUGGCCCAUCUCCUGGGUUUUGGUGAAAGUGGUUGGAUAAUGUUCAAUGACCCGGUGGUUGCGCAGAAUACCCCCGCCGCCAUGUUCUCGACUAGUGGCACCGGUGGUCUUCCCAAAGCGGCUAUCCUGUCACAUCAUGCGAUCGUGUCUCAUCAUCGCUCUAUACAAUAUGAGGUGCCUUAUUUGGCAAGUCGGCUCAUGUCACUGCCUAUGUUCCAUCUAUUUGGUGCGUUGUGGACUCAUCUGUUUCCCGUCCGAUAUGGCCACCCACUCUUUGUCUUGCCACGCUUUGAGCCAAAGCAGUUCCUCAAGACCAUUCAUCAAUACCAGAUCUCGGAGACUUACCUGGUACCGGCCAUCGUUCACUCCUUGAAUCGUUGCUCACACCCCGUCGCGGAGUAUCUGCAGUCGCUACGCUAUGUUGGCGUCGCGGGAGCCCCUAUAGAUGCGGCUUCGAUGCUUGAAUUCCGCAAUCAUCUUCAUCCCAUGGCCUUCGCUUGUCAACUUUGGGGAAUGACAGAGGUUGGAGUAACCUUCCAAACUCGCUACGGUCAGUAUGGUGAUCCAGGUAGUAUCGGCACUCGGCUCUCGGGAUACGAGGUGCGACUGGUUGACGACGAUGGCUCCCUCGUGCAAAAUGAUGAGCAGAAGGGUGAACUACAACUCCGGGGUCCCGGGUUACUUCUGGCUUACAAAGGCCGAACUGAUGCGAAGGAUCCCCAGGGCUGGUUCCAUACUGGAGAUAUUGCCUAUAAAAAGAAUGGUUUCUAUACUAUCGUUGGCCGAAGUAAGGAACUCAUCAAAGUUCGAGGAUGGCAAGUCGCCCCCGCUGAGAUUGAAGCGGUUCUUCUGCAACACCCUGGGAUCAGCGAUGCCGCUGUGACAGGUAUACACUUGAAAGAUCGCAGCAGUGAAGUACCUCGUGCUUUUAUUGUGCGAUCACGAGACCCAUCUGUCAGUCGACUGUCAGCUGAGGAGAUCUACAACUUUACAAGGCAGCGUCUAGCAAGCUAUAAAGCGCUGGACGGUGGUGUCAUUUUCGUCGAGGAGAUCCCACGCACGCCUAGCGGCAAGAUCCAGCGCUUCAAACUGUCCCAGAUGAACGUCUAUCGUAACAUGAUUGCAUCCCUCCUAUCACGUUUGCCAAGCGGUGGUGGCUCCACGUCUGUGUUACGCCCGCUACCCUCUAGUGCCGAUAUGCCACAAGUUGGCAUUGUUCCCGAGGGACCCGUAGCUGUCUAG